GGAAGGCAUGAUUGAAAUCAAAGCAUUCCUAUAUUUUUUCGAACGCCAAUAAAUAAUUCCUGCUUGAAAUGAACAAGUUGUUUAUUGCCGUGUUUGUGGCUGUUUUUGCUGCAACAAAUGGCAUGUUCGUUGAACCAAAGCAACAAGGAUUAAAUUCGAUCGAUGCUGAAUUGGAUGGACAACCACUGUGCGAACCUUGCAAAAUCGUUGUGGAAGGAGCUGUAUACUUGAUGAAAAAUGGAGAAACAGAACUUGAAGUUGAACAUCUUGUCAAGAGAGUUUGCGAAGUUUUACCGGGUGCAUUGAGGUCAGUGUGUGAGAAUGUUGUGGACCAAUAUGGAAAACAAAUCAUCGAGAUGAUAGCCGAUUCUGUGGACCCAGAGAAUAUAUGUUCACUGCUUAUGUUGUGUGGUGAUCAAUUAGAAACUGUAGAAGAAAUUGUCUUAAAGGAGCCAGACAUAUCAUCAAAUGUUGGGUCUAUCGAAUGUUGGGCUUGCAAAUUACUUGUGAACGAAAUCAAGAAGCUGGCAAACAAUUCUAAGGGCAGAGCAAUUGUUGAAAAAGCUAUCCAUAAGGCUUGUUGUGUCCUUCCUAGUAAAGCAAAGAAAGAGUGCGAUCAUCUUAUAGACAAAUAUGCGGACAAGAUCAUCGAUUUGGUUAUCAACUCUUUCAGCACAGAAACGAUUUGCAGCGUUAUACAAAUUUGUUAAGUUUGAACGCUUGUACUAAUUGUAAAUGAAUAAAAAUCAUGGAAAUGUU
Messenger RNA from Leptinotarsa decemlineata (Colorado potato beetle), 759 nucleotides. RefSeq names its product prosaposin-like. Lineage: Eukaryota; Metazoa; Arthropoda; Insecta; Coleoptera; Chrysomelidae. The record is from RefSeq and is a predicted model, not a curated record.